UCACGGUGGAAACUGGCACUCAGUAGGAAACAGGAAAAUGUACUGAGGGCAAACCCCUCUGUAAAGGAUCUCUGUGGGCGGAUAUUUAUUUCGGUUUGCACUAAAUUAGUCUUAGCUUCGCAAAAACCCUUUGUCUGUGGGACGGUGGGUCCCACCAUGGCAACCAUUAUCUAUUCGUGGAAACGACAUCUGAUGACUCCGCCCGGGCUGGGGGUGGGGAGGGAGCACCGCGUGGAGAGCUCGACUGAGAAUUAAAGUGAGUGAACAAAGAGAACUCCCAGCAGCCGCCCGCCCGCGCCUCGCAGCUGCACCAGGAGACGUCAGUCACGCCCGGAAGGCUGUUCCAGUCCGCCUCCUUGGAAAAGGAGCUCAAGUAAAUAAUUGAUGGAGAUUGACCGAACCCAGGACAAAGCUUUGCAGGAAACCAGUGCAUCCGUGUUCAAGCGGUUUUGGAAUCCUCUGCGAAGUACAAGAUGAAAGAAUAGGCCAGGACUUUGAGCGCUGCUGCCAAUCUUCCAUCUCGGGCGUGGCUCUGGCCUUUUUUGUCUCUUUAUUCUGCCACUCCCCACCCCCGCCCCCGCCCCCGUCUUCUUCUCUUUCCUCUUGAAAGUAACCUCUCUUCGGUUACUUCUACCCUGUCUUCCCAUGCAAUCCCGCCCUCUCCCCUGCCCAGUCCGGUGAGGUCAGCUCAUGAAUAUCUCUGCACUUCCUAGGGAGCGUCUGGCUCAGCUUGGUACCUCUCGUGUUAGCCUGCUGAGAACCGCAGCUCCAGCCCAGCCGCGGACCUCCGGGAAGUCACCCGCUCUGGGGACAGCUGAAUCUUGACGUUACCGCCAUUGUUUGGAAAAAUCGAGUGGGUGUGGAGCUGGGGUGAGCAAGCCCAAAGUCGCAUACAAUAAUACGAAGUUGAACUUUCCUCGGCGCAGAAAGGCACAAUAGUAAACCCUGACAUCUCCGGAAUAUCAGAAGGAAAGUGCUGUUGAUUUGCAUCAACUACUUGGAAACCUCGCCUUUGCUGAGAACUCAGGGAAGGAAGAUUGGCGGCGGUGAAGAGGGAAGAGGAUGCUCUAGUAAUGGGCUAUUCCAAAUCGCAUCUGGUAGGUUCUUCCUAGACAGCCAUGAGUCAGCCACCGACCGGGGGCGCUGCCCCUGCCACAGCAGCAGCUUCUCCCGCCGCUGCAGCCACUGAGGCUCGUCUGCAUCCGGAGGGCAGCAGCAGAAAGCAGCAGCGAGCUCAGUCACCCGCUAGACCAAGGGACAAUUCGCUGCGACAGACAACCGCGGGCACCCGGUCCCCAGUGGGGGCCGGCACUAAACUCAAUUCUGUUCGGCAGCAGCAGCUGCAGCAGCAGCAACAGCAGGGUAACAAGACAGGGAGCCGCACAGGGCCGCCCGCCGGCGCCCGAGGAGGCGGAGGCGGGGCCGAGAAGGCGACGCCCCUGGCGCCCAAAGGGGCCGCUCCAGGAGCUGUCCAGCCGUUGGCUGGUGCUGAAGCGGCCCCCGCCGCGACCCUGGCAGCUUUGGGCGGCAGGAGGACCGGACCGCCCGAGGAGCCGCCUCGGGAGCUAGAGUCCGUGCCCUCGAAACUAGGGGAACCCCCUCCGCUCGGGGAAGGGGGAGGAGGGGGCGGGGAAGGAGGAGGAGCCGGCGGCGGCUCCGGGGAAAGGGAGGGGGGCGCUCCGCAGCCGCCGCCGCCCAGGGGCUGGCGAGGGAAAGGCGUACGCGCUCAGCAGAGGGGCGGCAGUGGCGGGGAGGGGGCCUUCCCUUCGCCAUCCUCCUCUUCUGCGGGCAAAACCCCAGGACCCGGCAGCAGAAACUCCGGAAGCGGUGUUGCGGGGGGCUGCAGCGGUGGUGGAGGGAGCUACUGGAAGGAGGGAUGUCUGCAGUCUGAGCUCAUCCAGUUCCAUCUCAAGAAGGAGCGGGCGGCAGCGGCGGCGGCCGCGGCUCAGAUGCACACUAAGAACGGCGGCGGCAGUAGUAGUCGCAGCUCUCCGGUCUCUGGCGCCCCUGCCAUUUGCGAGACCCUGGCCGUCCCCUCCGCCUCCCCAAUGGCGGCGGCGGCGGAGGGCCCCCAGCAGAGCGCAGAGGGCAGCGCUAGCGGCGGGGGCAUGCAGGCGGCAGCGCCCCCUUCGUCGCAGCCGCACCCGCAGCAGCUCCAAGAGCAGGAAGAAAUGCAGGAGGAGAUGGAGAAGCUGCGAGAGGAAAACGAGACUCUCAAGAACGAGAUCGAUGAGCUGAGAACCGAGAUGGACGAGAUGAGGGACACUUUCUUCGAGGAGGAUGCUUGUCAACUGCAGGAAAUGCGCCACGAGUUGGAGAGAGCCAACAAAAACUGCCGGAUCCUGCAGUACCGCCUCCGCAAAGCCGAGCGCAAAAGGCUCCGCUACGCCCAGACUGGGGAAAUCGACGGCGAGCUGUUGCGCAGCCUGGAGCAGGACCUCAAGGUUGCAAAGGAUGUAUCUGUGAGACUUCACCAUGAAUUAGAAAAUGUGGAAGAAAAGAGAACAACAACAGAAGAUGAAAAUGAGAAACUGAGGCAACAGCUCAUAGAAGUUGAAAUUGCAAAGCAGGCUUUACAGAAUGAACUGGAAAAAAUGAAAGAGUUAUCCUUAAAAAGAAGAGGAAGCAAAGAUUUGCCGAAAUCUGAAAAAAAGGCUCAACAGACUCCCACAGAGGAGGACAAUGAAGAUCUGAAGUGCCAGCUGCAGUUCGUUAAGGAAGAAGCCGCUUUGAUGAGAAAGAAAAUGGCCAAGAUUGAUAAAGAGAAGGACAGAUUCGAACACGAGCUCCAGAAGUACAGAUCCUUCUAUGGGGAUCUGGACAGUCCUUUGCCCAAAGGAGAAGCUGGGGGCCCUCCCAGCACCAGGGAGGCUGAGCUCAAGCUACGGCUAAGGCUGGUGGAGGAAGAAGCCAACAUCCUGGGCAGGAAAAUCGUCGAACUGGAGGUGGAGAACAGAGGCCUGAAGGCGGAACUGGACGACCUGAGGGGCGAUGACUUCAACGGCUCGGCCAACCCGCUCAUGAGAGAGCAGAGCGAAUCCCUGUCGGAGCUGCGGCAGCACCUGCAGCUGGUGGAAGACGAGACCGAGCUGCUGCGGAGGAACGUGGCUGACCUGGAGGAGCAGAACAAGCGCAUCACCGCGGAGCUCAACAAGUACAAGUACAAGUCCGGCGGCCACGACAGCGCGCGGCACCACGACAACGCCAAGACCGAGGCCCUGCAGGAGGAGCUGAAGGCGGCGCGCCUGCAGAUCAAUGAGCUCAGCGGCAAGGUCAUGCAGCUGCAGUACGAGAACCGCGUGCUCAUGUCCAACAUGCAGCGCUACGACCUGGCCUCGCACCUGGGCAUCCGCGGCAGUCCCCGAGACAGCGACGCCGAGAGCGACGCGGGCAAGAAGGAGAGCGACGACGACUCGCGGCCGCCGCACCGCAAGCGCGAGGGGCCCAUCGGUGGCGAGAGCGACUCGGAGGAGGUGCGCAACAUCCGCUGCCUCACGCCCACCCGCUCCUUCUACCCGGCGCCCGGCCCCUGGCCCAAGAGCUUCUCCGACCGGCAGCAGAUGAAGGACAUCCGCUCGGAGGCCGAGCGCCUGGGCAAGACCAUCGACCGGCUCAUCGCCGACACGAGCACCAUCAUCACCGAGGCGCGCAUCUACGUGGCCAACGGGGACCUGUUCGGACUCAUGGACGAGGAGGACGACGGCAGCCGCAUCCGCGAGCACGAGCUGCUCUACCGCAUCAACGCGCAGAUGAAGGCCUUCCGCAAGGAGCUGCAGACCUUCAUCGACCGCCUCGAGGUGCCCAAGUCUGCGGACGACCGCGGCGCCGAGGAGCCCAUUUCCGUGAGUCAGAUGUUCCAGCCUAUCAUUUUACUUAUUCUCAUUCUUGUAUUAUUUUCAUCACUUUCUUACACAACAAUAUUUAAACUUGUCUUCCUUUUUACACUGUUUUUUGUACUGUAAAUCGUUCAUCAUUUACCAUUCAUUGUAGUAUUUUCAGUUUGUUUAUUUUGUUCACCCUUCAAGACAAGAAGUAAAAGAAGUAUAAUUUCUGUAGUAACCAAUG
Molecule: messenger RNA, 4065 nt
Organism: Sapajus apella (tufted capuchin)
Lineage: Eukaryota; Metazoa; Chordata; Mammalia; Primates; Cebidae
Gene: MTCL3
Product: SOGA family member 3
Exons: 7
Coding region: 1119-3962 (947 amino acids)
Biological process (GO): regulation of autophagy
Source: RefSeq, a predicted model, not a curated record